AUGAACCAGGCGCAGAAAGACCAGAUCCAGAAGUACAUUCAGGCCGCCGCGAAUGAAGGCAUGAUGGCGAUCUCCAAGAAGGUUUUGGACUACUUGGAGCAGGAGACUCUGAGCUACGUUCAGAGGAUUAAAUGCAUCCACCUUGGGGUCCACCAUGAAAACAGAGGCGGAAUAGGAAUUGACUUGAACCAUAUGGUGGAUCUUGUGAAGAACAUCUCAGCUGUGGGGUACGUGGAUGACAUCUCCGCACGCGUUUGCAUCGAGUUGGAUGGUUCACCAGCCUCGGAGUGCACAAGGGCUUUCAACCGAAAGCUGGCGAUGGAGUCCAAUGGAACCCUUCCAAGUUCGGAGGAGAUCAGAUUUGCGACCAUUUGUGGAAGCCAUGCCAACAUGGCAGCUCGUGCAAUCAUGCAUGGUAGCAUGGUUCACGACAUACCGAAUGAAUGGAGACGAGCAAUCCAAGAUGGUGCAGAAUGGAAGGUCAUCAAAGCAGUGGUAUGGCAGCAGUUCCCAGAGUUGGUGGACAUGGUUUGCCAGAGUGGAAACACCAACCAGAGCAUCUCCAAGCAGGAGGACGAGAUGCAGCUGCUGAACAAGAUAAGACAGGCAUGCAAGGCUUAUGGUGGCAGUGGAGCGCCGAAGUGGCAGGACGUGGCAGGCGCGGCUCUGCGCUCACGACCAAAGUGUGGACCUUCAGGUCCCGCAAUCUUUGGCUUUGUGGUGAGAUUUGGUGGCUCCAGCAAGUUGUUGGCGGACACACAAGCCUACGUGAGAGCGUGUGGCAAGGGGGGCCGAGAACUUGGGCAGGAAACUUGGGCCACACUAUCCCAAGAGAUGAAGAACUUCCCCGACCACCUCCGUUGGAGACACGCAUUGCUGAAGUAUGGAUUUGCUGGUGACACCACCUUGACAGUCACAGACGCCAAACGAGCGAUGACAAACAGGGAGGUUCUGCAAAAGGCACUCUCCGCCAUGAAACUGCUGGACCAGUGGACCACAUUGACCAAAGCCUACGCCAACGAUGACAACAAGCAGUUGAAGUUCCUGCGUGCACAUGGCAGCUUAGAGGUGCACUUGGCAGCAUGUGUGCUGGACAAGAAAAACAGAACGCACGACAAGAUGGAAGAUGCAGCCCGGCAGACACUGCAGGAUUUUUCAAAAGAAGUUGGCGUGGCACUGGCGCCGCCAAGCCAAUGGAGCCAGACUCAGACUGAGAAGAAGCCUCCUCCCAAGAAGCCAUCCAACAACACUGUCGUGAGAGAAUACAACGACAAAGGUCAGCUGACAAACGCAACCGAAGUCUUGGCUUCGAUGGGCUUCGCUGUUGGCUCUCAAGUGCAGCGCGGCCAGACCGUGGCGAAGAUCGAUCGUGUCCAAGGUGACGAGGUGCACUUGAUUGUGGAGAGCAACAAAGUCUUCGUGUCCACUGCCUCCUUCAUUGGCAAUGAGUGGAAGCAGUACAGCGAGCCUAAGCCACAGCUGGAGGUGACGUGGCUGCAGCAUUCCCCACCUUCCAGCGUGGAGUUCCAACAUUGUCUGUUGAAGGCCAAGGUCUUCGGUGCUAUGGCAGAGCAGUGCAAGAAGUUGCAAGGCUGGGAUGCUCUGCAGAUCUUUACGAACCCAAAGGCUAUCAAAGUCACAAAGCAUUGGCCUGCCAAGAAGCUUCAAUUGCCGUGCGCCAGUACUAGUGUCAUGCUGAUUGAGGCAAACAAAAUCACCUCGGACCAGUUGCCCAUUGGAACAUUUGAGAACUUCAUGGUCGUCAUCUGCAGCUAUUCCAAGACUGGCAACGGCGCAGGCGAUGGCUUCCAGAACCCCUUCUGGCUCGUACCCAGGACAAAUGAAGCUGAUGAUGUGAACAUGGAGGUCUACCCGUCCAUCGAUGUCUUGAAGACGAAGGUCAUCAAGCUUGACAAGGAGAUUGGUUUGCCAGUCCUUCGCAACUCUGACAAGUUGGAGGCAGGAGAUGAGCUAUUGCUGUACAUGGAGAAAAAGGACAAGGCGCAGGGUGAGCCGUUGAGGGCUGGACCUUCCAAGAGGCUGCGAAAGACUUGA
Cladocopium goreaui is the source of this 2055-nucleotide messenger RNA. NCBI's taxonomy places the organism in Eukaryota, Dinophyceae, Suessiales, Symbiodiniaceae. The record is from the annotation of a GenBank genome assembly.